UUGGACACAUAGAACGGAGCUAUUGCUCUCAUCCUCAGUUCACAUACACCCGAGGACACUUCACCUGCCUUUGUGACGCACAAAUCUUGUUCAGUUUUGUUCACUCUCCCUGUCAGGGGGCCUGAUGUCCUGGAGAUGGCAGACCUGCCCCACAGAUGCCAUGGAAACUCUCCCCAAAGACGGGCAGCAUUGUUGCCACAGCUUUGCAUUAAUGGCUUCUGGGAGAUGAAAAACGAGUCCGGCCAGUUUUGCCAUAGAGAAACUAGAGUGGCAGCACCAUCGUCUGAGAAACAACCAGGUCAACCUGUAACAAGUGUAGUCACUUUCCUCAGGAGAAUAAGGGUUCACCCAGAAGCCCAGAGGAUUCUGGGUAAUUCCUGCAUACCUGCUGUGAGCCUGGAGCGCCUGGACCUCCGGUCUGUGUGUUUGGCAUCGCUGCAGCCUGUGGUGUCUCUGGUGCGACUGCCAUGCCAAACACAAGCAGAGCUCCACACUAACGUCUCUUUGACUCGCCCUCAACAGAAUGGAAUUCAAAAUGAGCCGGAUAUAUUAGAGAUCAGAGAGGAUCUAGCUGAGGCGACACCGGCUGAGUUAUCUGAUCACAGUCAACCAGAAACAACAUCAAUAUCCUGGACAGAACCAUAUUCUCCUGACAGUUGCCCCUCUGAAGAACCUGAGCAGGACUCAGGCUUUGACUGUGAAUCAAAUCCGGAUCAGCCUUACAUCCUGUUUGACUGCGGCUCUGAUGAAUGGCAACUGGAUGGAAAAAUGGAUUCUGAAACAUUUUAUUUGGAUCCAGAUCUGGAACAGACCAUGGUGAUCCAAGUGGAUCCAGAACCAGACACAGAUCUGAAUCACUCCCUGCAGCUUGAGGACGAGACUGAAACUAAAUGUGGAGUGGAUGUGGUUCAAACGGGGGACAGUGAGGAACAAAGAGCGGAUGUUUGCUGCCAACAGGAGGAGGCCGACUUGUCCUUCCGUCAGCCUGAACAUGGAGAUGUCACCAUGGAGGUGGAAAGUGAAGAUUUCUGUGCUGUUUGUCUGAACGGAGGAGAUCUGCUCUGCUGCGAUCGCUGCCCUAAAGUUUACCACUUGGCCUGCCAUGUACCCCCUCUCAUCAGCUCCCCACUAGGUGACUGGGAGUGCACAUUGUGCAGAUCUGACCAGGAGCCUGCAGAAGCCUACGACUGUGAGAACAUGCAGUUCUAUGGUGGAGUCAAAGCUCCGUACACUUUGUCCAACCAGGACCAGAGGAGAUGUGAGAAGCUGACUCUGCUGUUGUACUGUCACCUGCUCAGCGCUCCAUUUCAUGAACCUGUCAGCCCUCUG
Solea senegalensis (Senegalese sole) is the source of this 1329-nucleotide messenger RNA. Its product is annotated as zinc finger CCCH domain-containing protein 19-like. The annotation marks the transcript as partial. Lineage: Eukaryota; Metazoa; Chordata; Actinopteri; Pleuronectiformes; Soleidae. The transcript has 7 exons. The record is from RefSeq and is a predicted model, not a curated record.